This is a messenger RNA of Sorghum bicolor (sorghum), 1137 nucleotides long. Its product is annotated as aquaporin TIP5-1. Gene Ontology annotation, cellular component: membrane. Bases 134 to 937 code for a protein of 267 amino acids. The record is from RefSeq and is a predicted model, not a curated record. NCBI's taxonomy places the organism in Eukaryota, Viridiplantae, Streptophyta, Magnoliopsida, Poales, Poaceae. Gene Ontology annotation, biological process: water transport; transmembrane transport. Gene Ontology annotation, molecular function: water channel activity. The transcript is spliced from 3 exons.
GGUUUCACUCUACGGAGACGCGCCCACUCCCUCGCGGCGUCGCUAUAAAACUCGGGAACGCAGGCCGUGCGGCAUCAGUGCGCGCGCAACAUAGACACUUUGAAACAGCGAAGAGCGAAGAAGAAGCUGUGCCAUGGCGUCGAACAACAACCUCCUUGUCCACUUGAAGAACUGCUUCUCGGCGCCGUCGCUCCGUUCGUACCUCGCCGAGUUCAUCUCCACCUUCCUCUUCGUCUUCACCGCCGUCGGCUCCGCCAUCUCCGCCCGGAUGCUGACGACGCCGGACGUUACCAACAGCGCCUCGCCGCUGGUGGCCACCGCCGUCGCGCAGGCGUUCGGGCUCUUCGCCGCGGUACUCAUCGCCGCCGACGUGUCCGGCGGCCACGUCAACCCCGCCGUCACGUUCGCCUACGCCAUCGGCGGCCACAUCGGCGUCCCGAGCGCCAUCUUCUACUGGGCGUCGCAACUGCUCGGCGCCACCAUGGCCUGCCUCUCCCUCAACCUCUUCUCCGCCGGCGAGGAGGUGCCGACGACGAGGAUCGCGGUGGCGAUGACCGGGUUCGGCGGCGCGGUCAUGGAGGGCGUGCUCACGUUCCUGCUGGUGUACACGGUGCACGUGGUCAGCGAGCCUCGCCUGAGCGGCGGCGGCGGUUGCGGCAAGCGGGGGUUCGCGGCCACGGCGCUGGGCGCGCUGGCGGUGGGGCUCACGGAGGGCGCCUGCGUGCUGGCCGCGGGCUCGCUGACGGGCGCGUCCAUGAACCCGGCGCGCUCCUUCGGGGCGGCCGUCGUCAGCGGGCGCUUCAAGAACCAGGCCGUGUACUGGGCCGGCCCGAUGAUCGGCGCGGCCGUCGCGGCGCUGGUGUACCAGAUCAUGGCGUGCCCGAGCGUGGCCGCCGCCGAGUCCCGGCACGGCAACGUGGAGGCGGUGGUCGUCUGACAUCCUUUCGUCGUGGACGUAGAUAGAGGGAUCUAAGUACACCUGUGUUAUAUGUGUUUGAUUUGAUCAUGACAUUGUGGUUUGUUGUUAGUUUGUCUAGUGAACUUUCAGUUCCGUCGUGUUACUGUACUGAUGAACUUGUGUUGUACGAACAAUUAAUGAUCCCAGGCAUAUAUUUUAGCCGUUGAUUCGCAGGAUUA